AUGGAUCCUGAAGUGAUCAAGAUCCUCCUUGUAGGAGACGACAAAUGCGGCAAGACUACAUUUCUUUCCCGACUCAGUGCAGGCGAAAAUGUCAAUCCGAUUCCCAUGCUUCGUAAUAUCGACCAGCCUUACAUCUUUGGUAUCAAGACAGGGACCAAGCAGUUCCAGUUUGAGUUCUUUGACACAUCGUGCCCUGAUAACUGGAGAACUCUGGACCCCGAUGCCAUCGUCAUUUGCUACGAUAUCAGCCAGCGGUUGAGUCUCAUCAAUAUGCAAAGAUAUUGGAUCGAUGAAGUCAAAAGAUCGUUCCAGCGGUACGAUACCCUACCUCUAAUCAUCCUGGGCCUGAAGCGCGAUCUGAGAUCAGAGGAUGAUCCAAACGGUAUCAUAUAUCCACAAGAAGCAUAUACAGUUGCGCAAGCCCUCAGGGCGGACAGAUAUGUAGAAUGUUCGGCAGUAACGGGCGAGUUGUUGAAGCUGGCGUUCGAGGACCUGUGCAAGACAGCAGUGACUCCAACGACAGGCACAAACAGCCAGAGCGCAAGCUCAUGCUCCAUACUGUGA
Fusarium pseudograminearum CS3096 is the source of this 564-nucleotide messenger RNA. RefSeq lists its product as uncharacterized. Lineage: Eukaryota; Fungi; Ascomycota; Sordariomycetes; Hypocreales; Nectriaceae. Bases 1 to 564 code for a protein of 187 amino acids. Gene Ontology annotation, molecular function: GTP binding; GTPase activity. Gene Ontology annotation, biological process: small GTPase-mediated signal transduction. The record is from RefSeq and is a predicted model, not a curated record. The transcript is spliced from 3 exons.